AGAACGCAGCACAGUGGCAGUACUUCCGUUUGAGCUCUGACGAUACAUCAAGUUCUUCCAUGCCGAGGAACGGACGUGGCCCUACGGACCUGAUAUCAACCACCCAUGCAGCGCUGCCUGACUCUGACCCUUGCCCGGAACAGCAGGCUCCUCUUGAGAAAUAAAUUAGCAUCUGUCCGCUGCCAGCAGUCAGCAGCCAUGUCAGGACUCCUCAUCAACCAGCCCAAAUACUCCUGGCUGAAAGAGCUCGGCCUGUCCGAGGACAACCCCGGUGUUUACAACGGGACCUGGGGAGGCAGCGGGGAGGUCGUCACGUCUUAUUGCCCUGCCAACAAUGAGCCAAUCGCCAGAGUUACACAGGCUACUUUGGCGGAGUAUGAAGAAACUGUCCAGAAGACCAAGGAGGCUUGGAAGAUAUGGGCAGAUAUUCCGGCUCCGAAAAGAGGGGAGAUUGUGAGGCAGAUUGGAGAUGCGCUGAGAAAAAAGAUCAAAGUCCUUGGGAGCUUAGUGUCUCUAGAAAUGGGCAAGAUCUAUGUUGAGGGAGUGGGCGAGGUUCAGGAAUACGUUGAUGUCUGUGAUUACGCUGUCGGUCUGUCUAGAAUGAUUGGCGGACCCAUCUUGCCUUCAGAAAGACCAGGCCAUGCUCUGAUCGAACAGUGGAACCCAGUUGGUCUUGUCGGCAUCAUCACUGCCUUUAACUUCCCGGUGGCUGUCUACGGCUGGAACAAUGCCAUCGCUCUGACCUGCGGCAACGUCUGCCUGUGGAAAGGAGCUCCGACCACACCUCUCACAAGUGUCGCCGUUACCAAGAUCGUGGCUGAGGUGCUGGAGCAAAACAAUCUGCCCGGGGCGAUCUGCUCCAUGACCUGCGGAGGUGCCGAUAUCGGUACCGCCAUGGCCAAGGACGAGCGUGUGGAUCUGGUGUCGUUCACCGGCAGCACCCACGUUGGCAAGAUGGUGGCCAUGAUGGUGCAGGAAAGGUUCGGUCGCAAGCUGCUGGAGCUUGGCGGAAACAACGCCAUUAUCGUGUUUGAGGAUGCUGACCUAAAUCUCGUGGUGCCCUCUGCUGUCUUUGCAUCUGUGGGAACCGCCGGCCAACGCUGCACCACAACCAGGAGGCUGAUGCUGCAUGAGAGCGUUCACGACACAGUGGUCGAGAGGAUCGCCAAGGCCUACAAACAAGUCCGCAUCGGAGACCCCUGGGAUCCCAGCACCCUUUAUGGGCCUCUGCACACCAAGCAAGCUGUGGAUCAGUACCUGGCAGCUAUUGAGCAGGCCAAGCAACAGGGCGGCACUCUGGUCUGUGGAGGGAAGGUGAUGGACCGUCCCGGAAACUAUGUGGAGCCCACCAUCAUCACAGGGCUGGCUCACGACGCUCCCAUCGUCCACACAGAAACCUUUGUCCCCAUCCUCUAUGUCCUCAAGUUCAAGACAGAAGAGGAGGCAUUUGCCUGGAACAACGAGGUCCAACAGGGUCUGUCCAGCAGCAUCUUCACCAAGGAUAUGGGCCGGGUCUUCCGCUGGCUGGGACCCAAAGGAUCCGACUGCGGCAUCGUGAAUGUCAACAUUCCUACAAGCGGAGCUGAAAUCGGAGGAGCCUUCGGCGGAGAGAAACACACUGGAGGCGGAAGAGAGUCCGGCAGUGACUCAUGGAAGCAGUACAUGAGGCGUUCAACGUGCACGAUAAACUACAGCAAGGAUCUUCCUCUGGCCCAGGGAAUCAAGUUCGAGUGAAGCCCUGAAGUUGAUUCAUUAAGCUUUGAUGAGCCCAAAAGGACAACACUAAAUGUUUUUAAGCGGCAGAGUGUUGCCUAACAAAUGUAAGACAUUUGUUUUUGCAUUUAGAAAGGUCAGGUUUUGGAUGUGUCCCACUAGUCAUUUAUCAAUCUGUGUCUGCAGUUGUGGCUUUAGAUAUUAAUCCUAGAUUUGAAGUUUGAAAAUAAUUUAAAUGUCUAUAAAGGUCAAAUACUGUUCCCCCAAAUGUUGGUGUGCACUUUUCUACAAGCACUUAGAUAGUGGUUUUGGGUGUUAGAUGACUGAUAGAUAACAAGAUAAAUAAUAAUCUUUAUUUUGGAAGAAAAACUGGAGUCUGCAUUAUUAAUGUGUGGUAUUCAAAUGUGACAAUGAAUUAAGGUGCAGAUAUGCAUUGAUUGUCUUGCAUAGUUGAUUUUAUAUGAACAGAAAGACACUUAAUGCAAGUUACAGUAAUUCUAUCAUAAUAGUGCAAAUGGCAUUUCAUCACAGACUGCUUUAAAAACAAUCAUUAAGGUUUCCAAGAUCAUAAAAUACAAACAUGCAGGUUAAUAGAAUCUAGCUUUAAAAGCAUUGGCUGUUUGCAUCUCUUCUACAGCAUUAACAUACUGUAUUUAGCAUCUAAAGCAUCCGUUAAGAAAGAAUCAAAAUGUGCUUUUCAGACUAUCAAAGAACAAUAAAGACUUCUUCUUGA
Messenger RNA from Lates calcarifer (barramundi perch), 2446 nucleotides. It is a transcript of the gene aldh7a1, whose product is annotated as aldehyde dehydrogenase 7 family, member A1. The transcript is spliced from 2 exons. Lineage: Eukaryota; Metazoa; Chordata; Actinopteri; Centropomidae. Gene Ontology annotation, molecular function: aldehyde dehydrogenase (NAD+) activity. Bases 106 to 1734 code for a protein of 542 amino acids. The record is from RefSeq and is a predicted model, not a curated record.